AUGGAUGCCCCUUCAAUCCCCCAAAUCACAAUCGAAGAAGCCAAAAGCGUGGAGGAUUUGGACACCGACGACCACCUGGACAACUUGAAGGCCCUGGCACAGAAACUAAACCUGCAGACUCGGAGGCCUUCGUACCUGGAGUGGAAAGCCAGGUUGGAUGCAAAAGCUCCUGCAGAGGAAUUACCAGGAUCUGAACAAUUCCCAGUGGAGAAUGUUAUGAGGGAGAAAGAAGGCGCACUGUCGUCUGAGAUGCUUCAGGCAUACAACAACAUCGAUGAGUCCCUCGCUUUCCUCAGGAGAGAACUGAUGGACAUGCGUGUGCAGGAUCAGCAGUUGGCUAGGCAGCUCAUGGCGCUCCGAGGGGACAUCAACCAGCUGAAGAUCGAGCAGACAUGCCACCUCCACCGGCGAAUGCUCAACGACGCCACCUAUAGUCUGGAGGAGAGAGACGAGCUGUCGGACUUGCUGUGUGAGUGCCCUGUCACUCCCGGGCUGGGACUGUCUGCCCCACUGCGCCUCAUAGGGGUCACCAAGAUGAACAUCCACUCUCGCCGCUUCUCACUGUGCUAA
Knipowitschia caucasica is the source of this 570-nucleotide messenger RNA. NCBI's taxonomy places the organism in Eukaryota, Metazoa, Chordata, Actinopteri, Gobiiformes, Gobiidae. The record is from the annotation of a GenBank genome assembly.